Leishmania mexicana MHOM/GT/2001/U1103 is the source of this 1098-nucleotide messenger RNA. RefSeq lists its product as hypothetical. The record is from RefSeq and is a predicted model, not a curated record. Gene Ontology annotation, molecular function: protein-arginine N-methyltransferase activity. NCBI's taxonomy places the organism in Eukaryota, Euglenozoa, Kinetoplastea, Trypanosomatida, Trypanosomatidae. The transcript has a single exon. Gene Ontology annotation, biological process: peptidyl-arginine methylation. Bases 1 to 1098 code for a protein of 365 amino acids.
AUGCAGCAUCAAGAGGACUACGCAUCCAACGCCUCCAAAGAUGAUCAAUACUUUGAGAGCUACGCGGACCUCAGCGUCCACAAGGUGAUGCUUCGUGAUCGUCCGCGCAUGGACUUCUACAAGACCCUCCUCACUGACAGGUCUGUUGUUGAGGGCAAGGUGGUGAUGGAUGUGGGCUCCGGCUCAGGCAUCUUGUCCUGCUGGGCAGCCCAAUCAGGCGCUGCGCACGUACUCUCUCUUGAGGCGUCGUACCUGGCGAAAGUACAACAACACAUUUUUUCCGACAACGGUCUCUCUGACCGCGUCACCGUCAUCGCAUCCAGGGUCGAGGAAGUUGUCGCGGCCGGCGUGGCGGCAUUUCUGAACGAGCACCCGUGUGUUCGCCUCCACGGCGGCGUGGCGCUUGUAGUGUCGGAGUGGAUGGGCUUCUACCUCUUCCACGAAUGCAUGCUGCCCUCAGUGAUACGAGCCCGUGACUUUUGCCGCGACGUGAACGCAGCCCUUCAGUCUUCGCUUGCCGUCUGCAUGCUUCCUUCCAACGGCCGGCUCCUGGCAGCGCCCAUCACACUGAAGCCCUACUACGCAGAGACCUUCGCCCCCUUUUGGGACUCUGUUGGCGGUGUCUCCCUGCGUGCCCUCGGCAAACUCGAGUAUGAGGAGCAUAUUGAGGCGACGUCGCCGUUGGUGGACGUCAUACCGCCGCGUUCUUUACUGCACGACGGUAUGGUCUUCUGGGAAGGCAGCUUUGACACGCUUGCGGUUGACGAGCUCACUAGCAUUGUGGCGGCGCGCACCUUUGACUUCUCGACUUCCGGCACCACCGCUUCCGCGAAGGCUAGUCUCGACGAGACAGGACAGUUCACUGUGGAGGGUUUUACUCUGUGGUUUCAGGUCAGCUACGGCGACGCCAUCCUCGACACUUCCCCACUUGCCCCACCGACGCACUGGAAGCAAACCACGGUUCUCCUGCCUGGUAAGUUCCGCCAUGAGAAGACCGUCUCGUUUCGCCGCCUUGAUGAGCAGUUGGAGCUGACCAUCCGACUGACGGCGGAAGACCUUGCGCAGCGGUGCUACAAGAUCGAGUUCGAGCUCAACUAG